This is a messenger RNA of Neospora caninum, 2532 nucleotides long. RefSeq lists its product as hypothetical. The transcript has 4 exons. Bases 1 to 2532 code for a protein of 843 amino acids. The record is from RefSeq and is a predicted model, not a curated record. NCBI's taxonomy places the organism in Eukaryota, Apicomplexa, Conoidasida, Eucoccidiorida, Sarcocystidae.
AUGGACAGAAAACGUGAAAAGCCCCCGAACGGGAAUUCCCAAACAAACCAUCCGGCGAAAGAGGUGCGCGACGCGUCGAGUCCGCCGCGAGCGGGAGUUCCUUCGAUUCCGCCCGUCCGUUCAGCAUGGCGAGCUGUGUCCGGUGUUCCACCGGCCGCUGUGCCUUCGGCGCAGAAAAAGUUGAGGCGAGGAGCGCCGGUCGACACUUCCGGGAGUUCCACUGCUUCGCCUGCUUCGCGCACACCUCUUUCCGAAAAAGGCGUCUCUUCGGGCCAGUCUUCGAAGCCCUGUUACCUCCUCGGCCUCGACACGAACCUGCUGCUGAGCCUGCUGAGCCUGCUGUCGCCGCGCGAGCAGCUCCAGUGCGUCCUGCCCCUGUGUCGGACACUGUAUCUGUCCCUGUCUUCCCUCCCCUUCGUGCGCACCCUCGUUCUUCAGCACGCCAGCGCCUUUGCCUCCUUCUUCGCCCCAGAUCGGCCGCUCGCGAUGGCUAGAAAGUGCUGCCCGAGCUGCUGUCGAAUUUGUUGCUUCGCCGUCGCUUCGCAUGCGGACGACUCCCGCUCGCCUCAAACAGAAGACUGCGGGCAAACUCACUCCUUCAGAGACUCUCGCGGCACAGACACGCGCGAAUCCGCUCGUGAGAACUGCGGCACAGUCGACUCACAGGCAGAUCCUCUGGACCUUCCAGCGUGCAGGGGCCAGGACUCGGCCGCGUCAUGUUCCGCUCGGUCGCCUACCGCUUCGGGGUUCCCCUCGGCGGCUUCCGUGUCCAAGCGGUCCUCGUCGCCUGCCUCGCGCGGCAGUGUCUUCAUCGACGUGCCCGUCUCCUCUCCGCUGUUCCUGUUUUUCCUUCACAUGAGGAAGUAUUCUCAGCUGGAAGUUGUCGACGUUUGCAUCCCUGGAAGCGUCGCCCCCUCGCCGCUCCUCUGCCUCCUCCUCCUGCGGUCCGCACCCACCCUUCGCCGCCUCACCGUUCGCGGCCUCGACGAAGGCAGCAUCUCGUGGCGGAUGAGCCGCGCGCCUCUCGAGCGCGCAGUCUGCCGGCCCCUCCAGGCGCUCAGCGACGCCGGGGCAGUCUCUCACUCGGCUCCAAAGACGCCGGUCUACUGGCCUUGCAGCUGCCGGCGACCCGCAGCGGAGUCGCCCGAACCCGGCUGCGCACCCCCGAGCAACGAUGAGAAAGACUCUGCUCCGAUCGCCUGUGGCCUUGAGGCAGCCGAUGCCGCCGGCGCAGACCUGCCUGGAGGCAACACCGUGGACGGAGCGACGCCGGGGUGUUGCCCGCCAAACGGAAGAAGCGGGGCAACUGCGGACUCUUCCUGGCGUCAGGUGUCCGACGCGUUGACUCCAUCUUUUCCCUGCUCGGUCUCUGCGGACUCUGCCUCGGCUCCUGCCUCUUCGCUCUUGCGUCUCUCUUCUGCGGGUUCGCCUUCGCCGGCGGCCCACGCAGACGCUCCCCGCGUGCGCCCUGCCGUUGCGGCCCCGCCGCGGAGACAGCCCGCCAGGGGCUGCGGCUCGUGCGAGUCGGUCGCCGUCUCUGCGCACCUGCUGGCGAGCCUCCAAGGCGACGCGUCGCGAUGGCAAGACCUCUGGUUCCCCACGUGUCCUCUUUCGCGCCUUCUCGCAGACGCGGUCCGCCUCGACACGCUGGAACUGGACGUCAGCCGGCGGCGGGGCAUGUUCGCAACUCUUCCGCUGGCCAUGGUGUCUCUGCGCGCCGACAGCCUCGGGAACCACGCCCUGGCGCACCUGCGCGUGCUCGAGGUGUGCAACGCCACGCCCCGCAGCUUCAAAUGCGGCGCUAUCUCUCUCCCGAGUUUGCGGAGCCUGCGUCUGCACUUCGCUGAGGUGGCGGCAGACGACGCCCACGAUCUCGGCUGUUUGCUUCAAGGCUGCCCGCAACUGGAAAGCCUGGCGGUACACACCGACAGCGACGAUGACCAGAUGAUCUUCCUCAAUCGGCUCUUGAUCAAGUCUCUCCGACACCUGGCCGGAGAAGACCCGAACGCUGGAUCGGCACGAAGCGCGCGAGGCGCUGGCCAUGCCGCUGCAGGGAGUGAGGCUUCUGGUCGAGCAUCGCGCCGUCCACAGGCGGCAUCUUCAGCCGUCCCUGACGGAGGCCCUCGUGGCGAGCGAGCUCUCCCGUCAGACGAUCAGCAGCACCGGAACAGCCCCUCCACAGAGCGGUGCCAGUCAGCGCUGCCGCGUCUCCAGACCUUCCAGAUGAUGCUUCUGGAUCUCCGAGUCAUCACUCUCCUGGCCAGAGUCGCUCCAGCGCUUCGCGUGCUGCGCCUGACUGAAGUGGAAAGCUUUCGAUCUCGCGAGGGCCGGACGGUGCUUAUGGAAGCAGUCCGGCGGCUCGGCCACUUGCACAGACUCGAGUUUUUCGGUUUUCGUCUCGAAGCUGAAGGGAAACUCGAACUGGAAGCUCUCCUUGCUGCAGAAGCCGAAGCUCGUGGCUGGGGGCCAGCCGCCUUGACCCUAGGACAUGGCUCCUCAGUUGCGCACGAAUUUUUCAUUCCGUGCAUGUAA